AUGUGUCUAGCGUUUGUCGUGGUUGCUAUAAUGACUGAUUCAAAUAUAUCAAAAAACGAUUUUUCAGACAUUUGCCAUAGUUUAGGCAUGUCAACCGAAGGAAAUAAAGCAGACCUUGUGCAGAGGUUAAAGGAAUUUCAAGCGUAUGGACACUAUGAGAAAAGUGUGGAUGAAAUGAGACCCAUAAAUAAUAAGUUGCAAGAGGAUGCCGAUGUUGAAUCGGUAAUAUCUGAUUAUCAUACCGAAAAUAUUGAAGUACAAAACCCUGAAACACAAAGGUUGCGAGAAUUGCUUAGAAAAGCAAACUAUCCAUCCAAUGAUAUGUCAUCAUCGUUCCUCUCGCAAGAUACAGAGGAAACAUCUGACCACCCACUGCAAACAAGCAAGCAUCGAAAAAACAGAAGUUGCAGACUAAGGAGGAAGACCCCGACUCAAUGUUUGAGAAAGUCCUGA
Messenger RNA from Racocetra persica, 453 nucleotides. Lineage: Eukaryota; Fungi; Glomeromycota; Glomeromycetes; Diversisporales; Gigasporaceae. The record is from the annotation of a GenBank genome assembly.